AUGGCCCCCUCACUUGAACUGCUCCUCAAGAUCUCCUAUUAUGCAUACCCAACUCUCGUCUUCGCCUACUACGUCGUCUGCUAUGCAUUUGCGACAUGCACUCUCCAGACAACGCCCUUGAAAGAGCAGCACCCCCGCCGGCGGCUCAUGACAUCUCUGAUGCUCAUCGCCAUUCUCACUUAUCUGUCACAAGCAGUGCUCAUCCUGUUCUCGCCCAGCCCUGUUCGGCAGGACGCCAUCGUCGGGCUUCUUGCCUGUGUUUUGGUCUUUGGCCUUGAGCUGGCAAUCUUGCAUGAUACAAAGUCUCCCUUGUGGUAUAUUUACCUUGGCUCGUACGCUCUCGCCCUCGUAUUCGAUCCACUACUGGAGUUGUCGUCUCUGCAUCUCAACCCAGGCGCCUACUCGAAAUCGGCCUGCUUCGUGGACAUCUCGCUGGUUGCCAUACGACUCAUUUGCAUCAUCACCGCUUUUCUCACAUACUUUGCUUGGAGGGAUGGACGAAGCGCCCAGGAAGCUGGGAGCGACGCUGAACGGCAGUCUCUUAUUCGAAAGAAAGCUUUGGGAGGGUCUGACGAAACUCUUGUCUCGGAGUACGGCGCGACCGAUACAAACUCGGAUGAUUCCGCGAAGUCAUCGAGCAAGAGCCCCGAAUGCGAAUGGGAACGUCGUCAACGUUUGGCCAAGGAGCAGAGAGAUAAGCGUCUCAAAGAGACGGGAUCCUGGUGGACUUACGCCCUCGGCUUUAAGCUCUUCAUCCCCUACGUCUGGCCUGUCAACAACCGGGGCUUGCAGAUUCGCGCCGCGCUCGUUGGAGUUUGUCUCCUCGCAAACAAUGGACUCAAUGUUUUGAUCCCAACCCAGCUCGGCACUGUUAUGGAUACCCUCACAAAGUCAUACCAGGGCGACGAUGUGCCAGACAGCCUUUGGGACAGCCCUUGGAUCCAGGUUCUUAUCUUUGCAGGCCUGAAGCUGAGCGCGUCCGAAGCAGGCAUUAGCCUGCUCAGGCGGAGACUGUGGAUGCCGGUCGAAUUCUACGCCGACCGUGCGAUAACUGAAGCGGCGCAUUCUCAUGUCAUGAAUUUGGAUGCCAACUUCCACGACACACAAAGUCUAUCAGACGUCCUGGUGGCCAUUCAGAACGGUCAAAGCAUAAGCAACAUGCUCGAGACCAUCUGCUUUGAAGCCCUGCCGAACCUCAUCGACUUGGUCGUUGCUUUCAUCUAUUUGACCUUCAAGUUCGGCCCGUACGAGGGACUGAUCACAAUUAGUACUUCCAUUGUCUUUUUGUACAUUUCGACCACCGUCAUAGCACGCCUACGCUCCGCUCGCGAGACCGAGAUCUCGGCUUAUUUCGAGGAACACUAUGUUCUGCAGUCAGGGAUCUCGGGAUGGACGACUGUCAGCUCAUUCAACCAAGUUCAAUACGAGGAGAACCGGUAUUCUUCUGCCGUUCAGGACAGAAUCGCCAAGCAAAAGGUUGUCUGGGUCGGCUACUAUGCUGCUCAUGCAUUCCAGUACCUUGUGCUGCUCGGUGGUCUGCUCGCAGGCUUGUUCCUGGCCGUUUAUCAGGUCUCCCACAAAAUCACUACUGCCGGAGACUUCUUGACACUCCUGACCUACUGGUCUCAACUGAUGGCGCCUCUCAAUUUCUUCGCUGGGCUGGGCCGCAACAUUUCUCGCGACUUACUUCAGGCCGAACGACUGCUCGAUAUAAUGCAAACAAAAUCGAGUGUCGUCAACAAACCAAAUGCGCCCCCCUUCCAAUUCAAUGCAGGCUCUGUCGACUUCAAAGGCGUCAACUUUUCUUACGACAACAAAAAGCAGGUGCUGAAGAAUGUCAACUUCUCCGUGGACCCGGGACAGACUAUCGCGUUUGUGGGACAGACCGGCGCCGGCAAGAGUACUAUCCUGAAGUUACUGGACCGCUUCUACGACGUAACUGAAGGCGCCAUCGAAAUCGAUGGCCAAGAUGUUCGCGAGGUCGAUCUACACAGUCUUCGAGCCAACAUUGGGGUAGUCCCACAGAAUCCCAGCUUGUUCAACGACACGGUGAUGAACAAUAUUCGGUACGCGAGGCUCGAAGCAACCGACGAGGAGGUUUAUGAGGCAUGUCGCGCUGCAGCUAUUCAUGACCAAAUCCUUGGCUUUGCAGAAGGUUACAACACGCGCGUUGGAGAACGUGGCAUGAAGUUGUCUGGCGGAGAGCUCCAGAGGGUGGCGAUCGCUCGGGCGAUUCUCAAACAGCCGAAGAUUGUGUUGCUUGAUGAGGCAACGAGCGCGAUUGAUACUGAGACAGAGUUCCAGAUUCAACGGGCUCUUCGCCGUCUUUGCAAGGGCCGUACCACAUUCAUCGUGGCUCACCGCUUGUCCACUAUUGUCAACGCCGACCGGAUCGUCGUGGUUAUGAACGGCGAGAUUUCGGAAGAAGGCAAUCACGAGACGCUCAUAUCAGCCGGAGGCAAGUAUGCCGAGCUGUGGUCCAAGCAGAUCUUUGUGAAGCCCAAGGAGUCAAACAUGGAUGCAGACGGAAGCACGGGCGAUGAGGACAGCCCGAAGACCUCGAAGGUAACAACGAAAUCGAACACGAAUGGCGUCGUGGUCGAGGACGAGGAUUCUACCGAAGAUGGCGCGAAGCAAUCUGCGCAGGUGAAGACACCAUCGGGGCACAAGAAAGAGGGAUCAAAGUUGAACCCAGGCGCCCCCGAGUUCACUCCACGCUCUAUGGUUGCUGGACCAUCUGAGGUUCACAGUCCAGCGCCCAGGAUCAAGAUGGGCAGUCAGUCACCAGUGCGCAUCACAGCACCGAAUGCGGCUACGCCUACCAAGGUCCAUGCCGCAAACGACCUGUGUUCGUUGUUACCGGCGCCUGUGGUGAUGACAUCGGCCACCCCCGUUCAAAUCCAGGCUGAGGGCGGCCCUGUUGUCUCGUUACCCCGGCCAACCGGCCGCUCCUGGACGCAGAGCACCUCCGAGGAAAGUGUCGACAGUGGCCUCGUGGCGGUCAAAGAUACGACGAAGCCAGCAGCCAAGCAGGCGAUUGAACAGAAGAAGCAACCCCGAAAGGUCAGCUAUAAAAUACCCCGAUACACUGGCAGCCGUCGGAACCAGUCUCGAAGCGAGCCAUCCGACAGCAGCAUCAAGCCUUGA
Diaporthe citri is the source of this 3147-nucleotide messenger RNA. RefSeq lists its product as uncharacterized. Gene Ontology annotation, biological process: transmembrane transport. NCBI's taxonomy places the organism in Eukaryota, Fungi, Ascomycota, Sordariomycetes, Diaporthales, Diaporthaceae. Bases 1 to 3147 code for a protein of 1048 amino acids. Gene Ontology annotation, molecular function: ATP binding; ABC-type transporter activity; ATP hydrolysis activity. The transcript is spliced from 3 exons. Gene Ontology annotation, cellular component: membrane. The record is from RefSeq and is a predicted model, not a curated record.